Oreochromis niloticus (Nile tilapia) is the source of this 1419-nucleotide messenger RNA. RefSeq lists its product as uncharacterized. Gene Ontology annotation, biological process: response to bacterium. Bases 55 to 1248 code for a protein of 397 amino acids. The record is from RefSeq and is a predicted model, not a curated record. NCBI's taxonomy places the organism in Eukaryota, Metazoa, Chordata, Actinopteri, Cichliformes, Cichlidae. The transcript is spliced from 9 exons.
GGCAGUGAAAUCUCUUUCCAAGUUACAAGUCCAUUCUCAGCACACGGUGACAACAUGCUGGUGACUCUCUGUGCUCUCAUCACUGCUCUGACAUGUGUGAGUGGUGUGACGGUGCUGACACAGAAACCUGUUUUAUCAGUGAGCAAAGGAGAGACAGCCACCAUGGACUGUAACCUGGGGACUGUUACUAAUAAUGAGGCGCGCUGGUAUAAACAGAUUCCAGGAGGAGUUCCUCAGUAUGUGCUGAGGAUGUAUCAUAGCUGGAGUUCUCCUGAAUAUGGCUCUGGGUUCUCCUCUCCAAAGUUCACAUCCACUCAUCAGUCAACAUCAGAUUAUCGUUUGAUCAUCAACAAUGUGGAGGAGGGAGACUCUGCAGUCCAUUACUGUCAGACAUGGGACAGCUCUGUUAAUGAGUUCUUCUUAGUCCACACUGACAACAUGCUGGUGACUCUCUGUGCUCUCAUCACUGCUCUAACAUGUGUGAGUGGUGUGACGGUGCUGACACAGAAACCUGUUUUAUCAGUGAGGAAAGGAGAGACGGCCACCAUGGACUGUAACCUGGGGACUGUUACUAAUAUUGUUGCCUGGUAUAAACAGACUCCAGGAGGAAGUCCUCAGUGUGAGUGGUGUGACAGUGGUGACUCAGAAACCUCCUGUUUUAUCAGUGAGGAAAGGAGAGACAGCCACUGUAACCUGGGGACUGUUACUAAUGCUGCUGCCUUCUGCCCCUCUCAUCUUUCAGGAUCAGUUUCACCACCUACUAUCAUCAUGCUGGGAACCCUCUGUGCUCUCAUCUCUGCUCUAACAUAUGUUGAUGCAGUGAUAGUGUUGACCCAAACACCUGCUGUCCACACAGUUUCUUCAGGUCAACAAGCUGUUCUCAACUGCAACAUAGAGAGAUAUGAUGGGAAUUAUAUUAACUGGUAUAAACAAGUUCCUGAUUUUGUCCUGACAGUCUUCCCUCCGUCCAGUGCUGAGCUUCAGUCCAACACAGCUUCUCUGGUCUGUCUGUCCAGUCAGUCUGUGAAAUUUGCAGAUGUGAGCUGGUUGGCUGGUGGUAGUCCAGUGAGCAGUGGGAUCUCUACCAGCACUGCUGUUCAGAGACCAGACUUUACUUACCAAAUCAGCAGCUCUCUGACCAUCCAGCCAUCAGACUGGAACAUGGAUAAGGUUUAUACAUGUAAAGUGUCUUUGGGCUCACAGACUUCAGAGAAAACCAUCAAGAAGUCAGAAUGUCCCACUGAAUAGUCGAGGACCCGAAUGUGCAUUUAAAAUCUGCUUCUUUACUGCUUGUCUUUACAUGUUAGAAAUCAGAAUAAAGCAAAAGGUUUAAGUCAUGUAUUCAUUUGCUGGUUUUUAACAAGUAUUUUCAGGAAUUCAUGUUUUGCAUUAAAUUAAUAAAAGCAUUGUUUUAAAAAA